Molecule: messenger RNA, 780 nt
Organism: Melampsora larici-populina 98AG31
Lineage: Eukaryota; Fungi; Basidiomycota; Pucciniomycetes; Pucciniales; Melampsoraceae
Exons: 3
Coding region: 1-780 (259 amino acids)
Cellular component (GO): endoplasmic reticulum
Source: RefSeq, a predicted model, not a curated record
AUGGUCAUUGAGGCUAAGUAUUCUAGAUGGUUAACUGAGUAUGGUGCAAUGGAUGUGAGCGCAAAACAAUUCAUCCAAGACCUCGAAAUGCUUGAUGCAUAUCAAGAAUCGAUCGCUUCCCCAUCUAGCCUUCCACCUCCACUCACCCUUUUCAGAUUAUCAGGCCUGGAACAGAUCGUUCGACAACACGGUCAACAUUCACCUCAAUACAGAUUAGCCAUCAGCACACUAAAGAAAUUCUUAGAUGGAAUCCUUUCAACACCUACCGAAUCACAAACGAUCUUAAUUGCUGUCCCACCUAAACCCGCUCAUACUAGAUUAGGAAAACGAACAUCACUUUCAUUACUUGCACCAUUUCAAACUAGCGAAAGUAGUUUUGUUAGUAGAUCAUUAUUAGAUAGACGUAGUGAAAUCUUUGCAGGUACUUCACCUAAGAUCGUUUCUUCUACUAGAGCUUGUUAUUCAAACGUAACUGAAUGUGAAGAAAACACCAAGACUUGUAAUGGGCAUGGAGCUUGUGUGAUGGGACAAAGAACUUCGGGUGGCAAUUGUUUUGUUUGUGAGUGUAAGAAAGAGAAGAAAGAUGGAAAAGUUGUUGGUUGGAGUGGUGAGAUGUGUCAAAAACAAGAUCUCUCUAGCGAAUUUGUCUUGAUAAGUGGAUCAGUCAUUGGAUUAAUCAUUGCAUUCUCAAUGGCAAUCGCUUUAUUAUUUUCGAUUGGUGCAGAAGGCUUACCACAACAACUAGCAAGUGUAAGUGGAUCGAGUAAGAAAAAUGAUUAA